CACAGACAGAAGUGAGGUUACUGUCAGGCGUCAGCGGACGACGAUAAUUAGGAUUAAAUUCCUAUUGAUGUGUUGGGAAAUCCAGCAAUCAUGCACAUUCCGGUUUUAUAGCACUAAGCAGUUGGAAUUUCCGGCUUACAGUUAGCAUUAGUCCCAAUGCAGCCCGCACACACUGAAAAUUCAAAAAUUUUAAAAAUCGGAUUCACAUUCCCGUUAUUCAUGAAGGAAAAUCAAGCCAUCUGAAACUUUCUCCGUCAAGCAUUUUGAUUUCGUAAUCAAACAAACUUCAGUUCCCAAGCAAAAACAAAUUUAGUUGGACGAGAGAGCUUAUCAUUUGAACCUGCUAUUCAAGUUAUUUUCCGAUAGUUUUCAAAGUAAGUACGAUAAGCUCGGACCAGAUAUGGGAUUUUCUUAUCAGUUAUCAGAACCUGAGUCAUUCCAUUGAAUUAAAUUUUAUACUCUGUAAAUAAACAUAAAAUACUGUCCUUUGAUUCUCAACAUUUCUCUCAUGAAGUCUGUUUUAUUUAUAGUCAAUUUGAAAGUGAAUGUCAUGUGACAUUGACCUCUCCUACUCAAAAAAAAAGCUUAGAGAUACACCUGUGAUCUUUUCUUAUAUAAUCAGUGACUUAAAUUUAAAUCCUUAUAUCAGUUCAUCGCAUGAACCCAAUCAUGAAGGAUCUGUAGUCCAUUUUUUUGAUCAUCGAUAAACAGUUUUUGAAGUGAUACUAGCAGAAGUGAAAUGUCUGAUAAUAAAAGGCUAAUUGGAGCAAUUUCUGCUGGAACACAGUCUGUUAAAUUCAGUGUGUUCAGAAGCCAAGAAACCAGAGUAAUAGCAGAGCAUGAAGUGAGGAUAUCCUCUUAUUCCCCUCAAGAAGGAUGGAUGGAACAAGAUCCUAUAGAAAUAAUAUGUGCCGUGAGGACCUGUUUGGAAAAAGUUAGCGAACAACUAGGAUCCCAGACUAAAAGAAUUGUAACAAUCGGAAUAACAAAUCAGAGAGAGACGACCAUCCUCUGGGACAAAAUUAGCGGCUCUCCGUUCUACAACGCAAUAGUUUGGAAUGACAUACGUACCGAUUCGACCGUAGACAUAAUAUUAUCCAAAGUACCUGAGGGCAAUCCCCAUCAUUUCAAACAGGUAUGCGGCCUUCCCAUCUCACCUUACUUCAGCGCCUUCAAAGUCAAAUGGCUGCUGCAUUACAGCAAAGACAUCAAACAGGCCGUCCGACAGGGGAGAUGUCUAUUCGGUACGGUCGAUACCUGGAUCGUUUGGAACUUAACCGGCGGUACAAACGACGGCAUUCACGUAACCGACGUUACCAACGCCUCCAGAACGUUCCUGAUGAACAUCAAUACCCUGAAUUGGGAUUCGAGCCUUCUGCACAUGUUCAAGAUAAACGACAGCAUGCUGCCCGAGAUCAAGAGCAGCGCAGAAGUGUACGGCUGCAUCCACCACAGUUUCCCGCUGAGGGGCGUUCCCAUAUCCGGUAUCGUUGGCAACCAGCAGGCCGCCCUCAUCGGCCACAAUUGCCUGCAGGAGGGACAGGCCAAGAACACCUACAGGAGCGGCUGUUUCCUUCUGUACAACACCGGACAGUCCAAGGUGUUUUCCACUCACGGUCUGGUCACCACGGUGGCUUACAAGUUCGGCAAGCAACCCGCCGUGUACGCCUUGGAAGGCAGCGUGGCAGUGGCCGGAGCCGCCAUCAAGUGGCUCAAGAACAACAUGGGUUUCAUACAGUCCGUUCAAGAGACCGAAACCCUGGCCAAGGAGGUGUUCAACACCGGCGACGUGUACUUCGUACCCGCCUUCAAAGGGUUGUACGCCCCCUAUUGGAGGAAGGAAGCCAGAGGGAUCAUCUGCGGACUGACCGCCUUCUCCACCAAGCACCACAUAGUCAGGGCGGCCUUGGAAGCGGUCUGUUUCCAGACCAGGGACAUCUUGGAGGCCAUGCACAAGGACUGCGGCAUACCCCUGAACAAGCUGAUGGCGGACGGUAAACUGACCCAGAACACCCUGUUGAUGCAGCUCCAGGCCGACAUCGGAGGUACGCCUGUUUUCAGGUCUCAGAAGGAAGACAUGGCCCCGUUGGGAGCGGCCAUCGCGGCGUCCCAGGCCGAGGGGAUCGACGCUUGGGAUCUGAACCAGGAGGGGAGGGAGAUCGUGCCCAGCGACACCUUCCUGCCCACCACCACGGAGGACGAGAGGGACGCCAGGUACACGAAGUGGAAGAUGGCGGUGCAAAGAUCCCUGGGUUGGGCCACGACCAAGAGGAAGACCAUGACCGAGGAACGGUACAGGUUGCUGGCCAGCAUCCCCGGCGGGCUUUUUUUGAUCGGUUCAUUUGCGCUUCUGCUGCUAUCCGAAAUCACUUCAAAACCACAAGCGUGAAAAUUUUUUUUGGAUUCGAUUCAAAUUGCCGACUACUGAAACUUCUCUCGAUGAACUGUUUGAUAUUGAUUUCUUUUUGAAACGAGACUUUUUUUACAUUCGAUGUACUUAUUAUUAUUAUUAUUGUGAAAGUAAGUUGGUUAAAGUUAUGUAUUUAUACAAGGUAUUUUAAUAAUCGACUGUAGAAUUUAUUUGUUUUUGUGUUUAUUAGUUUUAUACAAGUAUUUGUUGCAAUAUACUCUACAGGGUUAUUUUUAUCUUAUACUCUCCUAUUGUUAUAUUUUUGUUUGUGGAUUAAAUAUUCCAUUUCGAUUGUGAAAAGUUGUUUUAUAUUUUUUUAAUCGAUGAAAUAUAAAACUUGUUAUUA
This is a messenger RNA of Harmonia axyridis, 2756 nucleotides long. RefSeq names its product glycerol kinase (gene Gk2). The transcript has 2 exons. Gene Ontology annotation, cellular component: mitochondrion. The record is from RefSeq and is a predicted model, not a curated record. NCBI's taxonomy places the organism in Eukaryota, Metazoa, Arthropoda, Insecta, Coleoptera, Coccinellidae. Gene Ontology annotation, biological process: glycerol metabolic process; triglyceride metabolic process; glycerol-3-phosphate biosynthetic process. Gene Ontology annotation, molecular function: glycerol kinase activity. The coding region runs from base 740 to 2389 and encodes 549 amino acids.